Molecule: messenger RNA, 333 nt
Organism: Fraxinus pennsylvanica
Lineage: Eukaryota; Viridiplantae; Streptophyta; Magnoliopsida; Lamiales; Oleaceae
Source: the annotation of a GenBank genome assembly
AUGUUGCCCUUUGAUUCAUUCGACGCGUUUUUGUUGGCGGCUAGCAGAGCUUGUUGUAGUCCCCUCGCGAUUUUUAUUCAGAUCCAGGGAUUUUUCAUUUGCUUAGCUCUUGCCCUUGGAUGGGCUUUGGCUGCUUAUGUCAGGCAUAGAGAGAUAAGGCAGAUGAAGGAUAGUAUGAAACGUGGCAAUACCUUUGCUUUUCUAUAUCAUGAUAUAAAUGCCCUUGAGCAUUCUAAUCAGGUCAAUUUGCCAAGAGUUACAGUUGUCAUGCCCUUAAAGGGAUUUGGAGAACACAAUCUGCAUAACUGGAGAACUCAGGUGAAUUAUUCUUAG